UUUUUUUUUUAAAAAACGAAACGCAACAAGUUUCCGCCCCGCGUAACUUAACUUAAUAAACCAAGACUAAGCACUAAGUAGAAAUCCCAUAAGUUGGUGUAAGUUACACAAUUAUUAGCAUACAUCAGCAAGAUUUUAAUCAUAACUUUGAGUGAGUGAGAUAAUUAUAUUACUCAGGAUGGCGAAAACACGAAAGACCAAAAGUAAAGGUAAAGAUUUGUUAUAAUAGUCUAAUUAUUAUAAAGUUAUGGAGUUAAAUAAAUCAGUUUCAGUUCAGUAGUUUGUAGAAUUAAUGUGGGUAAAUUUUAAGGACGACUGCCACUAUUUUAUCGAAUUUCACGAAUGUAUCCCUAAAUCGAUCCCUAUGCCUAACCUGAACCCUAAAUCGAUCCGUAUGCCUAACCUGAGCCCUAAAUAGAUCCCCGACCCUAAAUUGGCCUAAAUUAAUCGAUCCCUCAAGCAACUAUAAUAAACACACAAAAGACGCCGUGGCACCGUCCUUAAUAUUAGCCGAUUAAUGUAAUUAAAUCAGUGACGCGAUAACCGCAUACAAAUAUAAUGAUUUAAAUUAUAAUUAUUGUUUGUAGUUGUAGUUUUUUGGCAUUUGACAUUUCAAUUUCAAAUAAAUCAAAUUUGUCUUGAAAUGGUUAACAUAAAUUUAAUUAAUUAAAUAAUGUUAGUAAAAUUAGUAAUACAAAGUAAUACUUUAUAAUAAUAAUAGUACUAACUAGUAAUAGUAGGCCUAAAACUUAAAACUAAUUAAAUAGUAAGUAACAUGCCUAUCCCAGGCUUAUAUUUAUAUCUGAUAUAUUAUAUAAGUUAGACUAUUGUAUAGUAGGCCUAUAUAUAAUAUAGUUAAAUAAUAGUUAUAUAAAUAUAUUUUAUUACUAUUAAUUAGGCUAAUACUAAUAAUAAGUCUUAAAGUUUGUAAAUAAGACUAAGAAAAUAAAGACUAAGAGUGAGCGGUAAAUUAGGAGAGAUAGUACCAUGGCCGCCAUCUUGGUUGAAGCGACCCGCGAAUUUAUGUCCUAAAUGUAUCCCUAAACCUAACCUGAACCCUAAAUCUAAACCUAUCCUGAACCCUAAACUUAUCCCUAACCAGGGUUUUGACCCUAUCAGAACUAGGGACAAGACACACAAAUGACGUCCAGGUACAAUCUCUCCAAAUUAGUCGAGAGAGCUUUAUGCCUUAACUAUGUCUAUGACUACUUUACUAUGAGUAUGAGUCCUUAUUAUGGCAUGGCAUCACUGACUUAUUCAAGUUGUGGGGGGUGGGGGUGGUGUAGAAGGCGGUGAGGAAAUCAAAGAGUCAUACAUAUGUUGAAAUCAGCUGGUAAUGACCAGCUCUGUCCAUCAUCCUUAGACUUUAAAUUAGAUGGUAAUCUACCACUUGAGUGUCAACCAAGAAAAAAUCCAGUUGUUUCCGGUGUGAAGGGCUAUUUAAACAUUUAAACAAUUAUUCUUAUACUGGUGUCCGUUUAAUGGUUCCUCUUUCAUAUAAAGUUAUUUAGCAGAAUACAUUUAAAUAAUUAUUACUACUAAGCUACUGAUAUGACAGGAAGAAAAAGAGGAGAGACUACAAUAGUGCUGAUGCACGAAGUGUUGGAUACUGAUCAGAUACAAAACAAAGAAGUAUGGUGGCUGUCCACACUACCGCCAAAUUUGUCAGACCCUAAUUUUGUACUAGGAUGGUGUGUGCGUCAACGCUUGUUAAAAAACAGUAUGGAAUGUGUUGUCUGCAAUGAGCUGUGCACAUUAAACAGAUACGCUUAAGGAUAGGACGGUCUCAGGUGGGUGCAAUUUUAUGCGGGAGGAGUGCGAAACCUGGCUGGCUGCGAAUGCAUCUGAAAUUGGGGGUUUCGACGAUCAAGGAGAAUCCAUUGUAGCUGAAAUUGAUGAAACAAAAUAUUUCCACAGCAAAUACCACCUUGGACUGUGGAGAGAGGAUCACUGGGUUUUUGGCGUGGAAAGAGAGAGUGGGAGCCAGACCGACGUGCAACAACAUUACAAGAGUGCAUGGAAAGGUUUAUACCUCCAAGAUCACUGAUUGUAUCAGAUGGGUGGGCGACGUAUGCCAAUAUAAGCUUAAUAAGAAAUGGUAUACAUUACUAUUAUGAACCCUCCAUUGUGAUGCAUCAACAAAAUUUUGUUGAUCCAGAUGACCCUGAUGUCCACACACAGAAUGUGGAAAAGAUGUGGAUGUGCGUGAAGCAAAAACUGAAAAGACAGUUUGGCACAAGCUGCGAUCUUUUUCCCUUAUAUUUACAUGAGUUCAUGUUCCGCUACCGUUUUCGUGGAAGUGAUAUUUUUAUAAAAUUCAUUGUAUUCUUGGGGGAGAACUAUGCAUAAUUUCAUUUUCACACAUUAAAUUGUUAAAAUUCUUCCAUUUAAAAAAAAAUUAAAUUGUUUUAGUUUUUCUAUUUUAAAAAAUUGUUGUGUGUUAUUUGUAUUAUACAUGUGCUGGAAUGAAUACGUGCAAUGUCAUAAAAAAACAAUACGAAUAAUUGUUUAAAUAGCCCUUAUAACCAGAAUAAAUGGAUUUUUUCUUGGCCGACGUUCAAGUGGUAGUUUACCAAUUAGACUUAGUCUUCAUUAGAGUCAAAAUGGAAAACAACUAAACUAAAAAUAUUGUAAGCUAUUGUCUGUUGUAAAUAUUGGCAAUAAUUUUAUAAUUGACAGCCUUAUAAAUUUAUAUAUUAAUAUUUGCAUUUUUGUUUAGAAUCUGGAGAAACUAAUGCACCAGCCUCCAAAAAAACCAAAUUGGAAGAACCCCAAGUUGAUGGCUUAGAAGUACGCUUUGAAUGGGAAGGGGAUAAAUCAAAGUGGGUUCGCUAUGCUAAACGUUUAAACAAAUCUUUAUGUGAUGCGUUUAAUGCUGGCAAGAAACAGGUAUGUAAUGCUUUUUCUCCUUUAAGUAGAUGUCCUGCAUCUGCAUUAACAUUUUUAUUUCUGCUGUUCAUGAAGAUUUACCGACCACAUAGGCCUUCAAAACUGCACUCAAAACACAUCUCUUUAAACUCUACUAUCCUGACUGAUUCCCUUCAAUUGCGGAUAAAUGAUGCUGCAGCUUGCUGUCAAUGGCUUGAUAUGUAAAAGUUCUGGGAUGGGUGGUGUGAAUAUACAUUUGUUUUUGUUUUGUUGUUAUAUAGCUGUGUUUUAAUUAAAUAAAUGUAUGUAAUUUUUUAAUGUCAUGUUAUGUUUUAUAAUAUUUUUAUGUACAGCACGGUGAGCCCAGCCCUAGGCUGGGGUACCGCGUCGCGCUAUAUAAGACCACUAAUAAUAAUAAUAAUAAUAAUGAUAAUAGAUUUCUAGUAAAAUUCUAAGACUUCAUUUGUUGCAAAUUUGGACUUUUUGAGUUUUAAGAUUUCAGACUUUAUUAACAUGACAUAAAUUGAAAAUUGAAUUAUUUGUAUAUGUCUUGUUAUUUUUUUCUAAUUUUAGAUACAAUUAAAAGUUCCAACUGGGGCAUUAUUGACAGUUGUUUUUGAUAAGAUGAUACAAAAGAACAGUAAAACAGGGUGGGAGAGGAAAGUUCGAGUUGCAGUAAAGAACGACAAAGAGUCAGGUAAGCAUUUCAUUACUAUGUUGUACUAAAUUAUAAAUAAAAGUUUUAGUCUAAACUGUUGUGCAUAAAUAAAAAUGUUACACCAUUUUUCCAGAUUAUUAUGUGUGGGAAUGGCAAGAUGAUACAACCCAAUGGUGUCCAUACACAGUUCCACUUAGUGUAGAAUUGGAAAAAGCUUUCCAGGGCGGCCUAGACUCUUUGACAACCAGUUCAAAACCAUCUUCGUUUGAAAUGGACCUAAAGAACAUGACACAGACCAAUGUUAAAACAAAAUUCUCAAGAUCUAUCAGACGAACCAUUAAAGGUACACCUUGUAAAAAUAUAUCAACUUAUAUAUUGACCUUAUCACUCAUUAUAAGUAAUAUCAACUUAUAUAUUGACCUUAUCACUCAUUAUAAGUAAUAUUAACUUAUAUAUUGACCUUAUCACUCAUUAUAAGUCAUUCAGCUUUGUCCAUCACUCUGAAAGACACGUCCUCACACUGCUAUAACUCAGCUCAACUGUCUUAUCACACAGCUCUCCUAGCUCUCCUUAUCUCAGUCAACUCAUACUUUAUUACCAGCAAAGCGUGGAAGACAACCGAUCUGACAAAAACAUAAUUUUACUCUCCAAAAACGUGGAGCUCACAUUGUCCUCUCAAAAUACAAUUCAUUGUCCCCGUGGACAAAACAUGGUCAACACCAUUCACUGUUCACUCAUGCUACCUCUCUGUUUUCAUGUGAAAGCAUAGUCCGUUACAAUUGCCACAUAACAAAAAAAAGAAGCAUCUUAAAAAAAGAUGUCGUCCUCGUCACCACUGGCACUUAAAGCCAUGGCCUGCUUCAUCUCAUCCUUCCAUUCAUAGCAGUCCUCGUCACCACUGGCACUUAAAGCCAUGGCCUGCUUCAUCUCAUCCUUCCAUUCAUAGCAGUCCUCGUCACCACUGGCACUUAAAGCCAUGGCCUGCUUCAUCUCAUCCUUCCAUUCAUAGCAGUCCUCGUCACCACUGGCACUUAAAGCCAUGGCCUGCUUCAUCUCAUCCUUCCAUUCAUAGCAGUCCUCGUCACCACUGGCACUUAAAGCCAUGGCCUGCUUCAUCUCAUCCUUCCAUUCAUAGCAGUCCAUGGCUUUGCGUUUCCCAAAAUCAUAACCCCCAGCUGAUGUAAGUCAUUCUCUACAUUGUCAAUCCUGGGAGCCAUCUGCCCCCUUGGUUUCUUCCUGCAUAUCACUUUUGCUGCUCCACAAUCCGGCAUUUUCUCAAGGUGUCCUGUCCAGUGCCACCUGACAUUUUUUAAUUUUUCAAAAGACUCCCACAAAAAUAAAGUCAUAAUAGAAAGUUAAUCUAUUUUUAGAAAGUGAAACUCCCUCAGACUAUGAAGUUGAAGUUGAUGUUCAGAAUGAGAAUGCGUCAGCUACAAAAGAAGAAAUCAAUGAGGAAGAGGAAGAAGAUGUUCCAAAACCUAAGAGCGGAAGGGGAAGAAAAGGCAAAAGUGGUAGCAGUGCUGCAAAUGGAAGUGGAAGGGAUCCAACCAAAUCAACUGGUAAAAUUAAUUUAACACUUUCUUCAUUAAAAAAAAAUUAUUUUUUUUUUUGGUAGCAAAAGACUUUUCUUCAAGAAAAGAAAAAUGAACACAUUAAUUUAGUAGGCACACACACAUCCAAAUGCUAUACAGAUAAACUGAUUUUUAUACCAGAAGUCUUUCAUGCAUUCAUUCAGGUCCAACAUGUUUUUUUUUUUAAUUUGAAGUUCUUAAAUUUUUUUUGACCAGUUAAACUGAUCGUAUGACUCUUUUUUUUUACAAGAAGAAAUCAAUGAGGAAGAGAAAGAAGAUGUUCCAAAACCUAAGAGCGGAAGGGGAAGAAAAGGCAAAAGUGGUAGCAGUGCUGCAAAAGGAAGUGGAAGGGAUCCAACCAAAUCAACUGGUAAAAUUAAUUUAACACUUUCUUCAUUAAAAAAAUACUAUACGGAUAAACUGAUUUUUAUACCAGAAGUCUUUCAUGCAUUCAUUCAGGUCCAACAUGUUUUUUUUUUUUAUUUGAAGUUCUUAAAUUUUGUUUGACCAGUUAAACUGAUCUUUAUAGCUUUAAUAAAACUGGGAAGCUAAUAAAUUUCUAGUCUUGUUUGAAUUGAGUACACUCUUUUUUACCUAAGAGCGGAAGGGGAAGAAAAGGAAAAAGUGGUAGCAGUGCUGCAAAAGGAAGUGGAAGUGAUCCAAAAAAAAAAAAUGGUAAAAUUAAUUUAACACUUUCUUCAUUAAAAAAAUACUAUACGGAUAAACUGAUUUUUAUACCAGAAGUCUUUCAUGCAUUCAUUCAGGUCCAACAUGUUUUUUUUUUUAUUUGAAGUUCUUAAAUUUUGUUUGACCAGUUAAACUGAUCUUUAUAGCUUUAAUAAAACUGGGAAGCUAAUAAAUUUCUAGUCUUGGUUGAAUUGAGGACACUCUUUUUCGGGUGAAUGUUUCAGGAAAUCACUUUUUAUGCGUAAAUAUUAAUUAAUUUUAUUAAUGUUUAAUUUUUAAAUAUUUAGUGAAAACCGUGGUGGUGAAAAAGGGGAGUGCACCUGUAGAUGAUCUUUGCCCUAUAGCAAGUAGCUCUUCAGUACAUGAAUCUAACAGAAUAAUUUGGGAUUGCAUGUUAAAUCAGGUAAUAACUUAAAAAACUAUCAGCAUCAUCAUUAAUAUAUUUAUGUUAAAUUCUUAUAUAUUCCAUCAUUAUUCAACUCAGUAUGUUUUCUUUUACAUGAAAAGUAAAGAAAAUAAUCAUUAAUGACAUUUUAAAUGUAUGUAAUAAAUUGUCUGGUUAAAGAGAAAUUUGUUGUAGAAUAUUUAGAUUCACACAUUUUAUUUUAUAACUUUUCUUUUAUGGUUUUACUAAAGUUGAAUAACUUUUUGUUGCAGACCAAUAUUUCAAAUAACAACAACAAAUACUAUUUGAUUCAACUGCUCCAAGACUCUGUCAAAAAUUCCUACCAUGUCUGGCAGAGAUGGGGGAGAGUCGGUUACAACGGUCAGACCAAUUUGGUCAACUGUGGGACUGAUCUAGAGGCAGCCAUGAAAGUCUUCAUCAAAAAGUAAGAAAUAUCAUCUUGAGUUCCACCUCUCUUUUUUGAUUACCUUAUCACAAUAGUUCUUUUUUACCAUUCCAGUGUAAUGUUGGGAUUAUUUCUCAGUGUCUCUAAAUUGGCUUUGGCUCUUAUAAAGAAUAUGGAGCUGAAAGUUAGUUUACAGAAAUUUUACAGUAAAUACUUUUUGAACUUCCUUAUUUUAGGUUUAAAGACAAAACAGGAAAUGACUGGAGCUGUAAAGAUUCUUUUGAUAAAGUACCUGGAAAAUAUGACUUACUUAAGAUGGACUACUCAGCAGAGGUAAAUGUUGUCUGUGCCGCCAUUUUCUCAUUUUGUAGUAUUGAAAAUAUGUAUUAAAAGACAACAUAUCAAAGUUUUUAACUGUAGCUUUCAUAAAAUUGCUUUGUCCGUUCAGUAUUUUAUGUCGUUUGUAACCAUCAUAGAAUAAGAAUUUGUCUUUAAUUGUCUUUUUCAGAUAUUCUAUUCAUGAACUCAUUGUACUCUCAUUGUAUGAAAUUUAACUUGAUAUUAAAUAAAACCAAACACAGUUGUCUCAACAAGACUAUAAGUUAAACUAAUUUAAAAACUAUAAAAUCUGAUAACCGUUUUUCUUGCUGUAAUGAACUAUUAGGGCCAAGAUCAAGUUGAUGCCCCUAAAGUCAAGGAAGAAGGCACUGAAGAGACUCAAGCUCCAGACUCUAAACUUGACCAAAAAGUGCAGGUAGAUACAGUAGUGUAGUCCUUGAGUGUGAAUGGCAGUCACUUGACAACAGUGAGUUAGUUAUGUCCAAAGUAAAUGUGCCUAUAGCAAUGUUAUUUAUAAACAUAUUUUUAUCAUAACUUAAAAGAAAUCAUACUUUUUUUCUUCCAAGGAUCUAAUCCAGCUGAUUUGUGAUGUUAAGUCUAUGGAAGAUGCUGUGAUAGAGAUGAAAUAUGAUGCAAAGAAGGCUCCAUUAGGUACAUCAAGUCUUAAGUACAUUUUAAAACAUCAAUUGGUCUGUGCUGUACAGCUAAUAAUGAUGUUGACAAUUAAAUGUCUAACAUGAUGUUACAAAAGGUUAUGUUAGCAUAAUCCUUUGACACUGCCUCCAACAAUUGUCAGUUAAAGCAGUGAUUGAUAUUGCAGGGACGACUGGGUUAAAGGUCUCAUUGUAAUGACCACAGGAGCUCUUGAUGUUGUCAACCAUGAUGAAUUUCAUUGAGUUUGUGUUGUGAUAAUAUUAGAUAUCUUAAUUUUUUUUGGGUGUGUUUUGUGAUAAAAUAUCUUACUUUAUUUUUUAACUACUCAUUCCUAUUAAUUGAAGCAUGUAAUAAUCAAUAUAUUGAGUUAGCAAUGAUAGGUCUGGGCAACCUCAUGCUAAAGAAUCUAUACACACAGUCCUCGAAGAGGCUGUUCCUAGGCAACCGUUUCGUCCCAGCUACUUCGUGAACUAUUUACAAGGUAGAAACCCACUGCAGAAAACCCUAUUGCAGGGUGUCCGACGCUUCCCUGUGAUGGGUAGGGUGAGAUAUUAGAAUUUAAAUGCACCAUGCCAAGGCCAUUGCUGGUUUUGUGAGAGCAAUAGCAUUGCCUGACAGAAUAUGCUUGGGCUGAGAUGACCUUGUAAAGUUGUCAAUCAAGUGAAGUUAUGAGCAUGGGCUGUCCUAGCAGGAGGAGUUCUCCAACAUGACACUUCAUAGCCCGAUAGUGGACUAUUCCGGCUCUUGAUGUGGGGUGGGGGGCGGGCGUUGCUUUGGGAAGACAUUCAGAUCUUUGGCUCAACGGCUCGUUGACGCCAUUUCCUAACGUACAUAUUUAGUUAGCAUCUUUUUUGUUGUUGUAAAUAAUGUGGCACUGAUUAAUUGGCAAGUAAUAGGCCUAAUUGGCCUUUUUGUUAAUUAAUUGGUGUCAGUUAAUUUUUAGAAAUCUAUGCCUGUCAAUGUAGAAAGGAUGAUUAAAGUGCAAUUUGCCACUUUGCUUACCAGUACAGCCCUAUUUGUUAACUUGGAAAUAUUUUGUAUCAUGCCAGGCAAACUAACAAAAGCACAGAUCAAAGCUGGCUAUUCUGCCCUCAAAGAGAUUGAAGGUUUGAUAGAGAAGAAAGACUUUGGUCGAAACCUAUCAGAUGCUUGCAGUGAGUUCUACACCAGAAUUCCUCAUGAAUUUGGGUAUGUUUCGAACUAUAAAACAGACAUUUUUCCUGAAAUCGCUAUUCACCAUGUAAAUUUGUUUGUAAUAAGUAGUCCAUGACCAUCCAAAUCUUAUUUGAUUGAAAAAAUUCUCUCAUUUCAACCAUGAAAUCAAGGUAGAGAAAUAAAACAUUUAUUAGAUUUGAUAAAUUUCAGUUAUAACAUUAAUAGAUAUAAUUUUUUAAUAAUGAUCAAAUGUGUAGUAAAUCUUGUUUGGGCUAUGAAGUAGCAUUUACUUUUUGGGUGCAGACACAAAAUUUUAGGGGGUUAAGCUAUUCAAACAUUACUUAUGUAUGAUUUUAAAACCUUAGUUAUAAUUAGGCAUGAUGCUGAGUUAAGCUUGUUAUGAGUGGGAUCAUUUGGUUAAAUAUCUUAGUUUUAAAAUUGGUAGGGAUUUGUAUAUUUUAAAGUGUCUUAAUUAGUAAUGGAAAGCUUUGCUGGUGCAGUAGUACCUUACUCAAUAAAUGCUCGCAAUAUUUUUUACUCAAUCAACGAAGAAGAUAUUUUUAACAAAAAUUUUAAAUUGAAAUCAAAGGUUUUCAUAUUAUAAAUAAAAUCUCAGUAUAUUCUGAUGUCAUUUUUUUAUAAUUCAGAAUGCAGACUCCACCUUUAAUCAGAACACCACAGAUGGUAAAACAAAAGAUUGAGCUACUUGAAGUGAGUACCAGUUAAACAGUAUAUUCAUACUUGGGAAUGGAAGGAAGGUGAUAUAGUUUCAAUCACCGGGUACCUAUGUUAUUGUCUUUAGUAGGAACUUUUAAAUAACUGAAUAAUAAGGGUGGAUAUAAUUUUUUUUUAAAAUAGCUCAUCAAUCAAAUGUAUUUAAAGUCUCAAAAAUUUAAGUACCAAUAUACCAUAAAAGAAUAUUUUACAAAAAGGAUUUUGAAUAUAUAUUUUUACAUUAAUGGUCCUUGCUGUUUUUUUAACAUCUCUAAGCCUCACUUAUUUAAACUUUUCACUUUGUAAAGUUAACCUUUUUUUCUUAUUAGGCCUUAGAAGAUAUAGAGAUUGCUAUCAAGAUGCUCAAAGGUGGUGACAUGACUGAGAAUCCAAUUGACAGGCAUUAUCACCAACUUCACUGUGGAUUGGAACCUGUAAAUCACACAGCAGAUGAAUUUAAGGUAUUGAAAUGGACUCUUAUAAAAAUAUUGUUCAUGGCAAAACAAUUAACACAAUUUUUUUCUCUAUUAAUUUGUUAUUAGCCAUAUUAACAGAACUAUCCAAAUAAAAGUAUAUUAAAAGAUUCACUCUAUUGCCAUAGCCAUAUUUUAGCAGCAUAUACCCAUUAUGAACUAGGGUGGCAUCAAUAAAUUUGGCUGGUUGACACUGUAAAAUUCAGAAUGGCUGUUUUGCAGAUGAAUCUGUAAUUUGAUGACUUCAACUUUUAUGUAUCAUAAAACAGGAGAUUAAAAUUAAAAAUCAGUGUGCAUAAAAGUGAUGCAUUCUACAAAAGGGAACAUCAUGGUCCUGACUAGGAUUUGAGCUUAAACUCACAAACUGUUGUCAAAUGUGACUUAACUACCCAGCCACAUGCAAUUUUUUUUAUCUUCUACAUGAACCAACAAAAAAUUUGAUCUAGAAUUCGUGUGAGGUUAAUCUUUACAUUUUAAUUUUAAACCUCAAAGCUGGUGAAAAAAUACCUGGAGCAGACGCAUGCUUCUACACACAAUCAGUACAAGCUCGAGUUGUUGGAUUUGUUCAAGUGUGACAAGGAGGAUCAAGACGAGACAUUUAUAGACUAUGGCAAUAGGUCAGUUAACCUCAGUUGUAGCUAAAAUGUAGAACAUGAACAUGCAUUUUAAAAAAAGGCUGCAUUUAAAAAAAGAAAUAAAUUUGACAUAAUAAUAGAAUUUAUAGUUUGUAUUUAUAGUUAAAGGGAAAAAUCCUCAGAUUUGCUUUUAAAAUGAGACAUAUUUAUAUUUUUUUGUGUAUUUUAGUAGGCCACAGAAUGUUUGGCAUUUCAAAUAUUUAAAAAAGUGUUAUUAGUUAAUUUCCAUGUUAAAUGCUAUCAGAAGAAAAACCAAAACCUAAAUUAUUUCUUUGCAUGUGAAUGAAUUUGUUUCUUAGGUCAACUUAAGUUACAUUUUUUAUAUUUAUAGGAUGCUGUUAUGGCAUGGGUCAAGGCUGACCAACUGGGCUGGCAUCCUAGGCCAAGGCCUUAGAAUAGCCCCUCCAGAAGCACCUGUUACUGGCUACAUGGUGAGUGGCUAAGUAGGACAAAACUAAAAUACAGACACCGUGUUAAAAACUUUUUUCAUCAACAGUCUUAUUAUAAUUAGAUCCAGCAUUUUUGGUUCUAUGAAAUAUCCAUCAACUAUGAACAGAAGCUCGACUUGACUGUACAGACCCUUACAACAGAUAAUUUUAUAAUUUGUGACAUCCCCAGUAUGUGACAAUAUUUUUCCAUUCUGAUAUUUUGUGAAAAUAGUUAUUCAUAUAAAUAUAUUCAUUUGUCAUUUCCAGUUUGGUAAAGGUGUGUACUUUGCUGAUAUGUCUAGUAAAAGUGCCAACUAUUGUUUUGCAACCAAAACUAAAAAUACUGGACUCCUUCUUCUUUGUGAUGUAAGUAUUUGUUGUUCACUUUUGGCUUAGAUGACAAAAAACGGUUUCAAAGCAAAAAAUUAAUUCUGGACAUUUUAAGAAUUAUGAAAUCAAAUGAAAGGGAUGAAAGAACAUUUCUUUUGAAUCAAACUCAACCGAAUGAGAGGGUCUUGUCAGUAAUACACAUGAGUAUACCGGAUCUGUGUAUUAUGACUGAUGUGGAUGGACAUGACAUGUGUAUACUUGAUCUCUGUAUUACAACUGAUGUGGAUGGACAUCAGUAUACUGGAUCUGUGUAUUACGACUGAUGUGGAUGGACAUCAGUAUACUGGAUCUGUCCAUCCACAUCAGUGGUCUUUUGUGGGAUAAACCAGAUUGGUGUCGAUGCUAACCAGCAUGCACCAGGGGCACCUGGAACAACACAACAAAAAAAAAUGCAGUUUAGCUGAAUUUUUUUUUGUUUACAGCUGCCGAAAAAGACUAAUUUAUAAUGAAAGCCCAAAAAAACCAUUUUAUUUUUUUUAAAUCUGUCAUCUCAAAGUAAUUUUAAAAUAUAAAUAAAGUUCGCCUAAUUUCAAUUCAAAAAAAGAAAAGAAAAACAACAAAAGAAAAGAUAUUAUUGGCAAUUACUCAUUUCCUUAUGUUGGUAAGAUUGAAUGUUAACAGGUCUCUUGUUGUCUUCUUAGUAAUUCAAUUUCUUUUUCUCCUCUUUUUUAAAAACCAAGGUCUCACUUGGAACAACAAAUGACAAACUUGCAGCUGACUACACUGCUGCAAAAUUACCAAAAGGCAAACACAGCGUGAAAGGGGUGGGGAGGGUGGCACCUGAUCCAAAAACAUACGUCACACUGUAAGUAAAAUCUUUUUAUUUACAAAAUCACUAAAAUACAAAACUAAAGCUGACACCUUUCUUUUCCAGAUUGCUUUUUAGAAUUUUAAUUUUACUAAUUUGGUUUGUAGGCCUAUUUGUGUAAAGCUGACAAGUGAAUAAAUAAAACAUAUGUUCCUAUCAACAGUCCUGAUGGCCUCACUGUUCCAGUUGGGAAAGGUAUUGACGUAGGCAGUGCCACAGCCAACACCUUGAACUACAAUGAAUUUAUUGUAUACGAUACCAGACAGAUCAGGAUGAAGUACUUGGUAAAGGUCAAGUUUAAUUUCAAGUAGCAAGUCUUACAUUUCAUACCAUCGCCUGUUUACAUUUUUUUUGUUCUCUUCUGUAUAUUUGUUGAUUUUAUAUUACUUGUAUGUAAAUGUAUGAAACAAUUUCAGAAAUUACCGGUGGUUACUUGCUGAAUUUUAUUUUGGCUUGGUAAUUAGACCUGAAGUGUUUGGUUUUAACUGUAGUGAACAGGAGAAAAGUCCAUAGUUCUUGUCUGAUUUUAUGAUCAUGUGCAGGAAAAACUUGCAACGAAAUCUACUGUAAAAUGUUGAGGUUUGCUGUAAAAUGUAAAGUUACCGGCAGAAAUAUGCCGCCUUUUAUUAACAUUACCAGGGGCAUCUUUGUUGAUGAUAAGCGGCUGUUUUAAUUCCAUAAUUACUUUGAAUCUAAUGAGUUUUUCCUUGUUUUAAAUUUGUGACUGAAAUGUUGUUUUAAAAAUUAAGAAAUUCUAAUAGCACCAACAUUCUAUCCCCCAAAUUAUUAUACAUUUUGAGAGAACUCAGAUAUUUCCGUCCAUCCAUGUUAUUUAAUAUUAGAAAUUCAAAGUUUUGUCAGACUAUAAGUUGGUGGCCCCUGGUUAAAAGGAGCUUCUGGUAACUUCAAUAAUGAACUUGGCAUUUUAUUAGUUCAUGUCAGUGCUGUUUUAUUAAAAAAGUUUUAGAUUCAUAUAACAAUUAGCGUGUAUUUCAGAUUUUUUUAUAGGUAGUAUCAUUUAACUAUUUCAUAAAUGAUCCUUCCAUACAUUCCUUACACUGCAAUCUCUUCACAUUGGUUUUUGUUCAGAGUAACAGAACUUUUUUUUUUUAAAGUCCAAAGAUGGAAAGUGUAGUUUGCCAUGUACAGCAGUCUGACCUUGCAUUGAGAAAUGUGGGCAGGGCUUCCCAAACAUUGUGCACCUGGUACAGUGGUAUUGAUUAGGAUGCUUCCUUAAAUAUUAGCUUCAUAAAGAGCAGUUUUCCUGAAUAAAGAGCUUAAAUUGUUCAUAGUUGAUAGCAGUGUAUUCAAACUCAGAUCAACUUGAGUUUCAGAGAAUUCAAAAUUGGGUGUUUUUGUGUGUGCACUACUGACUGUAUCAUCAGUCUGGUGAAAGACUAGAAUCAUCCCACAAGUAAACGCAAGUUUAUUCUGAGAAACUUGAAAAUGGUUGAGUAUUAUUAUUGAAACUAUAAUUAUAAAACUAUCCAUAGACUUUAUAUCCAAAUAACUCACAUCAAUCCGGUGAAGUUAAAAUCCCUCAGAUUAUCUUACAUACUAUCAAAAAAUUGUUUAAAAAAUUUUGAUUGAUUGUAAGUUACUGAACUAUGUAAUUCUUAAUAUUUUUUUUUCUAAAAUAAAC
This is a messenger RNA of Lymnaea stagnalis (great pond snail), 13813 nucleotides long. Lineage: Eukaryota; Metazoa; Mollusca; Gastropoda; Lymnaeidae. The record is from the annotation of a GenBank genome assembly.